UGAUCACCGCCAACAACGGAGACCAGGGAAGACAUCAAGAGGUUGGGCACAAGAGCCUUCUCCAAAGCGAUGCUCUUUAUCAGUACAUUUUGGAGACGAGCGUGUACCCCCGUGAGCCCGAGUGCAUGAAGGAGCUCAGGGAGGUCACAUCAAAGCACCCAUGGAACAUCAUGACGACGUCGGCCGACGAGGGCCAGUUCUUGAACAUGCUGUUGAAGCUCAUCAACGCCAAGAACACCAUGGAGAUCGGCGUCUACACCGGGUACUCUCUGCUCGCGACGGCCCUCGCCAUCCCUGACGACGGCAAGAUAUUGGCGAUGGAUAUCAACAGGGAGAACUACGAGCUUGGCCUCCCUGUGAUUGAGAAGGCCGGGGUUGCGCACAAGAUUGACUUCCGUGAGGGCCCGGCUCUGCCCGUCCUCGACCAAAUGAUGGAGGACGUAAGAAAUUACCUGAAUUUUUUUUUGUUGUUGUUGUCAUUAGUUAAUCAUUUCUUAAAACAGAUUUGAGUGUUUUUUGUUCUUAAAACUGAACCAAUCCUGUACCGUUUAGAAAAGAGAAUGUUUGAUAAGGUCCAAAUAAUUAAAAUGUCCCUUUCUUUUUAAUUAAUGAUAACAAAAAUUAAAUGUCACGGCACUAACCAACCACACACAAAA
This is a messenger RNA of Asparagus officinalis (garden asparagus), 656 nucleotides long. RefSeq names its product caffeoyl-CoA O-methyltransferase 5-like. Lineage: Eukaryota; Viridiplantae; Streptophyta; Magnoliopsida; Asparagales; Asparagaceae. Gene Ontology annotation, molecular function: S-adenosylmethionine-dependent methyltransferase activity; O-methyltransferase activity. The record is from RefSeq and is a predicted model, not a curated record. The transcript is spliced from 4 exons. The coding region runs from base 126 to 509 and encodes 127 amino acids.